AUGCAAAGAGAGGAGCACAUGGAAAUAAAGAUGGAAAAGCUGGAUUCUGAUGGACCCCCAAAAGGGGCUAGAGACCCUACUGAUCCUCCACUAGAAACUGGCAGGGAGGUCCUGAACGAGAUGGCUCCAAAGCCAAUUAAGCAGGAACCUGAGGAAGGGCCGCAGCUCCGGUGGGAGGCCCAGUGGCAGGAGUUCCUUAAGACGGUGGAGUCCCCUAACUCGGGACGGCAGCGCCCACAGUUGCCUCAGCCACCAUCAUGGGAGGAUACAAAGUCUUUUCAGGCCUUCUUCAGGGGAGCUGCGAAUAUCAGCCGGCAGCCUAGAGGACAGCUUGAGACGGAGACUCUUUCGGGUCUCCACAGAGGACCCUGCAAGGCCCUGGAAAGCCCGGAUCCCCCCGUGACAGUGAAAGAAGAGAGGUUGGAUGAGGAGGGUGUAGACCCGGAGGUGAGCUGCCGGCGCUUCAGGCGCUUCUGCUACUGGGAGGCCGAAGGUCCCCGAGAUGUUUGCCGGCAGCUCCGAGGACUCUGCUGUCAGUGGCUGGAGCUGGAGAGACGCACCAAGGAGGAGAUCCUGGACCUGCUGGUGUUGGAACAGUUCCUGAGCAUCCUGCCGGGGGAAAUGCAGACCUGGGUGCAGGAAGGAGGGCCCAGGAGCUGCCUCCAGGCGGUGACCCUGGCCGAGGCGUUCCUGCGAAGGCUGGAGGAGGCAGAGAGACAAGGAGGGCAGGUGAGCGAGCUGGAGCCUUUUGAGGAGGUGAUUGUUCAUUCACCCAAGGAAGAGCAGGAUCCGUCGGAUACCGAGGAGAUGCAGCUCUCUCGGGAGGCAAAGCAGGAGGGUGAGGAAGGUACCAGUGUGUUUGAAGGCGAUGGGCAGAUGAUUGAGAAUGGAGCAGAGAAUCUUCCUCCAGAAGAACCUGAGCAAGUGGAAGCCAGCAUCAGGGUGACAGAAUGGGUAGGAGGGAAACUUACAAAAGAUUCUCCAUUUGUCCAAGACAGCGAGAAUGAAGGGCAGAACCUUCCACCAGAGAGAGCCAGACAUGCUGAAGUCAGCGAAAUCUCUUUGGAAAAGCCCAGUGUGAUCCUCUUCCAUGUUCCUAAAGGGGAUGGAGCACCGGGCUCAGCGGGAAGUCAGACGGGCUCCCAACGACCCCAGGAAAAUCGUCCAAGGAAGAUGCCGCGGAGAGACUUUGACUGCAGGGAGGAAGACGACGGAAUCUUGAACGAGAGCCCUUCUCAAGAAAGGGUCCCCAUGGCUGAGUGUGGGAAAAGCUUCAAUCUGAGUUUGGACCUUGGUCCAACUCCAAAGACUCAGUCCUACGAAUGUUCGUACUGUGGGAAAAGGUGGCCGUGCCAAUCUCAGCUGCGCAGGCACGUGAAAAUCCACACGGGGGAGAGACCCCACAAAUGCGUGGACUGUGGGAAAAGCUUCAGCACCAGCUCCAACCUCAGCCAGCACAAAAGGGUACACACGGGUGAGAGGCCCUACAUUUGCAAAGACUGCGGGAAAAGUUACCGGCGCAGGGCCUCCCUGGUCCAGCAUGAGAGGGAAACCUGCGGGAAGGGAAGCAAUUUGAACACCCCGGCAGUGGGGUACGUCGUUUUGGGGAACUGCACUUUGCUGUGUGUGAAAAAACCGACACCGGGCGGAAGGAACCGCGUCAUUGCUCCAAAGGGGGGAGAACCGCCUUUGGCCCCUCCGCCCCUAAAGGUCUUGACAGGGUAUGCCCAGGAGAGAAGUCACACAAGUGAUUAAGUUGGCUUGGGAGGGGGAAGGGGGACAGAUUUUAGCG
Molecule: messenger RNA, 1792 nt
Organism: Euleptes europaea (tarantolino)
Lineage: Eukaryota; Metazoa; Chordata; Lepidosauria; Squamata; Sphaerodactylidae
Product: zinc finger protein with KRAB and SCAN domains 1-like
Exons: 4
Coding region: 1-1755 (584 amino acids)
Cellular component (GO): nucleus
Source: RefSeq, a predicted model, not a curated record